Molecule: messenger RNA, 1353 nt
Organism: Astyanax mexicanus (Mexican tetra)
Lineage: Eukaryota; Metazoa; Chordata; Actinopteri; Characiformes; Acestrorhamphidae
Exons: 8
Coding region: 241-1134 (297 amino acids)
Source: RefSeq, a predicted model, not a curated record
ACAACUGGACCACGCAGCUCACUGGCUAAGCAGAUUAAAUAGGAUUUACUGCUCCGCUUGUCUCGUCAGUAGCAGUCUCAGUCUUACAGCAACAGGUUGGUCUGUACAGACCGGUGUGACUAAAAGCUUGAUGGAGAAAGUUAUUUAUCCUCGAUAGGACUUAAGCCAUAUGCUACAUCCUUUCUUCAAUCAAGGAUUUUGCAUCGAACUGCCAAACAUGCGGCAAUAAAAUGCCCCACAAUGGUGACAUAUGUCAUAUGGUCAGUGGUUGCCUGGACUCUGAAGGGCUUGCUUUUCACUUGGAGGUUCUUCUGGGUAAACCCAUACUAUGCUAUCAAGUCUACACCAUGGAUACAGCAUGAAACUGCAGAAACGGGGAAGAUGUACAAGCAGAGGAGGACCCAGCAUGAGCGCAGCAGUGCCGUUCACAAGAGGCUACUGAGAGCAGAGGGGGAGAUUCAGGAUCUGAAGGCUCAGAUCGCCAGUCAGAGGGCAUCAUGGGAGAUGAGGUUCAUGGACCUGCAGAGGAAACAGCAUGACUUGAGAGAUCAGCUGCACUCUGAGAUUGUGGUUAGGUCGAGUGCCUUCCACAAAGUAACUGACUCUGAAGAAAUGAGCGAGGUCUUCUCAGAGCCUGGCAUGGAGAAUGGACACCAUUUAGAGGAGAAGGAACACGACUGCUCCAGUGGCCUGAACCAAAUUCAACAGCUCAACAGAGGGCCGGAUAUGAGAUUACUGCGAGAUGGUGUUUACUCAAACAGUCUGACCUGCGGUCAAGGCACUUUUCCCACUGCUGUUGACUCCAGAUCCACCUCAGCCAUGUCUGUCAGCACUAGUGCUGGCUCAUGGAGAAGUGGGAUUGGCCCCCAUCGUGUCUUUGUGCCCCAUUCUCCAAUGGACCUGCAGCCUGGCCACAGGGUGCGAAUUAUGCUGCCCUCUGGUCGAAUCAGCACCGGAACACUGCGUUAUCUGGGCCCGCUGCAGGGUUUACCAGAGAUGCACUUGGGUGUGGAACUGGAGCUGGCUGAGAAUGGACAGCAAACAGGCACCUAUGAGGGACAGUUCUACUUUGACUGCAAACCUGGAUAUGGAGCAUUUGUGGCAUUCAGCAAGCUGUUAAUGGCCUGGGAGUAGACCUAUCAAAGAGUUAGAGGCGCAUAAACAGUAAUCAGUAUCUUCAUUCCCCUUAUUAAAGGAGCUGAUGACUUUGGACUUUGUUGAAAUGUAAAUUAUCUUGCGGAGCAUGUGAAGGCAUACUGAAAACUUGUUUUCUGAUAUAAAACAUGUUUUACAUCAAUAAAACUCCAAUUAAUACUGUAAGUAACCUAACAAUAAACAUACUGUUGUAUAAUU